AGCCCCGCCGGCUGCUCCUCCCAGGACAGGAGAGGCGGCUUCGGCGAUGGCCACGUCCCGGGCGCUGGCAGGUCUGGCCGCGGGUUUGCAGGGCCCACGGGUCGUGCCCAGCCCGGACUCGGACUCAGACACAGACUCAGAGGACCCGAGUACUCGGCGCAGCGCGGCCGGGCUGCUCCGCUCGCAGGUCAUCCACAGCGGACACUUCAUGGUGUCGUCGCCACACAGAGACUCGCUGACCCGGCGGCGCGACCAGGAGGGGCCCGCGGGGCUUGCCGACUUCGGGCCGCGCAGCAUCGACCCCACACUCACCCACCUCUUCGAGUGCAUGAGCCUGGCCUACAGUGGCAAGCUGGUCUCCCCCAAGUGGAAGAAUUUCAAAGGUCUCAAGCUGCUCUGCCGAGACAAGAUCCGCCUCAACAAUGCCAUCUGGAGGGCCUGGUACAUCCAGUAUGUAGAGCGGAGGAAGAGCCCCGUGUGUGGCUUCGUGACCCCGCUCCAGGGGCCUGAGGCUGACGAGCACCGGAAACCAGAGGCGGUCGUUCUGGAGGGGAAUUACUGGAAGCGGCGCAUCGAGGUGGUGAUGCGCGAGUACCACAAAUGGCGCAUCUACUACAAGAAGCGGCUCCGUAAGUCCAGCAGGGAAGGGGACCUCUUGGCCCCAAAGCAGGUGGAGGAGGGGUGGCAGCCACCAGGACAAUGGUGCGAGCAGCUCUUCUCCAGCGUGGUACCCGUGCUGCUGGGGGGCCCAGAGGAGGAGCCAGGCAGGCGGCAGCUUCUGGACCUCAAUUGCUUUCUGUCCGACAUCUCCGACACUCUCUUCACCAUGACUCAGCCCAACUCCUCACCCCUGCAGCUGCCCCCGGAGGAUGCCUACGUGGGCAAUGCUGACAUGAUCCAGCCAGACCUGACGCCUCUGCAGCCCAGCCUGGAUGACUUCAUGGAGAUCUCAGAUUUCUUCACCAGCUAUCACCCCCCACAGACGCCCACGUCUUCAAACUUCCCAGAGCCCCCCAGCUUUGGCCCCAUGGCUGACCCCUUCUUUAGCAGUGGGACCCUGGGCUCGGAGGUGCCCCCUGCCUCUUCAGGCAUGACCCAUCUCUCAGGGCAUGACCACCUGCAGGCUCGGAGCAGCUGCCCUGGCCCCCUGGAUUCCAGUGCCUUCCUGAGCUCUGAUUUCCUCCUUCCUGAAGACCCCAAGCCCAAGCUCCCACCCACUGCAGCACCCCCACCCCUCCUCCAAUACUCUGCCCCUGCCAAGGGGCCUGGCCUGGAGCCCUGUCUCCCACCCCUCUUCCCUCCCGUGGCUCCUCCCCCUGCUUUGCUGCAGGAAGAGCCUCUCUUCUCUCCCAGAUUCUCCUUCCCUACCAUCCCUACUGCCCCCGGAGUGUCCCCACUGUCUGCUCCCACAGCCUUCCCACCUACCCCACAGCCAGGCCCAGGCCCUGCCCCUGCCCCUUUCCCAAUAGACCUUCUACCCUCAGGAUAUCUGGAGCCCCCAUUUGGGCCUCAUGUCACAGUGCCCCAAGGAAUGCCGCCCAGAGGCAAGCCCCCCACCCUGUCCCCUAGGGGGCGGAAGCCCAGCCCCCCUGCCUUGGCCCCAGCCACUGCCAGCCCCACUGCCACUGCCGCAGGCAACACCCCCUGCCUCACACAGCUGCUCAGGGCAGCCAAGCCUGAGCAAGCCCUGGAACGGCCACUCGCAUCCAGUGCCCUUCUCCAGCCCCCAGAGUCCCCGGUAAGAUGGCAGGCACUGGGAGAGGAGGGUGAGCCCAGGGGCUUCACCCCAACUCUCCUCCCUUCUCCACCCCAGCAGGAGAUGGUCCCUGAAUUCCCCUGCACCUUCUUACCCCCAACCCCAGCCCCCAUAUCUCCCUGGCCACCUCCAGGCCCAGCUACUCUGGCCCUUCCCAGGCCCCUGAUUGUCCCCAAAGUGGAGCGGCUCUCUCCCCCAGCACCCAGCGGUGGUGAGCAGAGGCUUUCUGGGGAGCUCAGUUCCAUGCCAGGCCCUGGGACUCUGCGUGUGCAUGUCUCUCCCCCUCAACCCAUCCUAAGCAGGGGCCGUCAAGACAGCAACAAGACUGAGAACCGGCGCAUCACACACAUCUCUGCAGAGCAGAAGCGGCGCUUCAACAUCAAACUGGGAUUUGACACCCUGCACGGGCUGGUGAGCACGCUCAGCAUCCAGCCCAGCCUCAAGGUUAGCAAGGCAAGCACCCUGCAGAAGACGGCCGAGUACAUCGCCAUGCUGCAGCAAGAGCGUGCAGCCAUGCAGGAGGAGGCCCAGCAGCUGCGGGACCAGAUAGAGGAGCUCAACGCUGCCAUUACCCUGUGCCAGCAGCAGCUGCCUGCUACUGGGGUGCCCAUCACACACCAGCGUUUCGACCAGAUGCGAGACAUGUUUGAUGACUGUCCUGAACUCCCUUCGCCAGCUGAGCACUUCUACCAGUAUCCUGACGGACCCGGGCCGUAUACCCGAGCAAGCUGCACGGGCAGUCACAGAGGGCUCCCCUGGCAAACCUUUAUAGGGCUGGACGGACCCUGCUGUUCACCCAGCUGCCCAGGGGCUGCUUUCCCUGGGCAACUUCUAGACAGUCCCCUCCUGCUUGAGGCCCUGGCUGUUCCCUUUCCUGAGGCUCAAGCAGGGCCCAAGUCUCUUCCUACCUCCCCUCAGCCAGGAAGAGCUGAGUUCUGGUCCCUGCUCUACCAGCGACUAAUGCUGUGGCCUGGGGGACUCUUACUCCCUCUUUGGGCCUCUGUUUUUCAGCCUGCAAAAUGGGGAUGGGGAAGCUUAAACCAGAAGAAGAUCCCAAGGUCUUAGUGACUAUGACACUUGGUGGCCUAAGCUGGCAACUCAGGGAGAUGGAAGGAGGAGCGGGAUGAUCCUGUUUGGCCACUACUCUCACCUGCUCCCCAACAGAUAGGGCACAGGCCUCUGUUUUCAAGUGGAGAAGCAGAAAAGGUUUCCUCUCUCUCUCCUUCGGAGAGCCUGGGGAGCUGCAGGAUGGCAUCCCUGGGUGAGACCAAUAAGGUCUGGUCCCAGGAGAGCAGGGCAGGGGUUGGCCAAACCAGGGCAGCCAUCUUGUAUGUGUGUGUGUGUAUGUGUGUGCGUAUAUUUUAUAAAGAAUUAUUGACCAAUAAGAACAACUGCUGGGGACUGUCAGCAUGUCUCUCUGUGUGGGUUGGAGAGAGCCAUUUGGCAGUGAGAGGUAUCCUUGAAAGGACCUUAGCUUUUCCCAUAAGCUGGAAGCCACUGGGGGUUUUGAGUAGGAGAGGGACAAGAUCAGAUGUAACUUUUAAAUAGGAUCCCUCUGGGUGUUGAGAACACAGUGGGGCAAGGGCAGAGGCAGGGAUGCCAGUUUAAGGCUGUUGCUGUCAUCCAGGCAAGAGAGGACUGGCACUCAUCCUAGAAAUCCUCCCUCUGCAGCCAGGAGAAAAUUCAGGGAGGCUUGCCACCUUCUAACUAGGAAGAGGGCAGAGCUGGGACCAAGGAGUGGAAGUGACAGGGCCUCCCACUGGGAUCACCCAGAAGGAGAAGGUGCUGCAGCAGGGCUGGAGUGACCUCCCCAUUCUGUGAGCUAUACAGGCAGAGCAUCCCUCCUCCGGCUGCUAGGUUGGGAUGUCUUAGAAGAAACCGAUACUUCAGAUGGGCAAUUGGGGAAAUGGCCUCAAUACUUCAGUGAUCCAUGUAACAAAUAUUUCCUGAGGGCCUACUGUGUGCCAGGCCAUGGGCUCAGCCCGGGGGAUUCUGUUCCCUGCUGGAGCCCCCUCCCUGUGGAGCUGACCUUCCAACCUGAUGACUCUGACCUCUCACAUCUCAGCACUUCCAGAGACAUAUGCAGGGAGUAUCAGCACGAAGUCUUCCUAGGGCUUUUACUUUCCUUCAUUCAUGUAGAAUAACAACUGUAACAACUGUGGUAACUUACCUAGUGUUUACUGCAUGCCAUGCACCUUUCUAAGCACUUCAUGUGUAUAACCCACUCAAUCCUCACACGGCCUACCUCUACAGGCCAGUUGUCAGGAUUUAAUGGGAAAUAUAAAGCACUUAAAACAAAUGCCUGGCAUGUAACAUUGUGUAAGAGUUAUCAUAAUUAUCACCUCCAUUUUACAGAUGAAAAAUUGAGGCACAGACAAAGAUAAUUACCAGGAUACCCACCUGGACUGACUCUAGUCUCCACUUUUAGUCACUACUCAUCACUGUGCGGGUGACAGGGCCACCCAGGCUUUAAGUGCCAUUUGCUGCUGCAGACAGAGGUUUGAAGUGGCUCUUUGAAAGGUAAAAGCCUGGCAGUUUGCGCUCUGCUGUUUUCACCCACUCAUACCUGCCGGGAAGGUCCCCAUAAUACACCCCUUUGACCGUGUGUCCUUUUCUAGAUGCCACCUUCUCUUGAGUUGUCUACACUUGCUCUCUCUUCCUCCUGCCCUUCCUCCUUCCUCCCAGCUCCUGCCUUUGGCCUCUUCCUCCCCCUUCCAUCCCAGCCUCACCCCUGCACUGCCUCUGCUCUCACUGAGGUCACUUGACUCCCUCUUUGCCAAAUCCAGUGACCACUCUGCAGUGCUGUUCUUGCCUCCCCCCUGCCCAACUCCCAGCCCUUGGACCUCCUUCUUGAGCCACCCUGUCCCUGAGAAUCCAGAAUUCACCCCAGGCUCUCCUUCCCCCUCCCCGACAGUGCCUUCCCAGAUUCUGCGGGACCCUCUUCCUCCGCCUGUCCCUUCCUCAGCCCACUUCCCUUCUCACUGGCAAGCCCUGAGUGAUGCCCUCCUUUUCAGCCUUUCUGCUGAGGACCCUCUAUUCUGUAUCCACCCUGCUCUCCCCCUACAGCUACACAACCACACAUCUGACUGCCACCCAGACCUGUCCCUCUGAGUGUUCCUUGAAAGGGCCAAAACAGAACCCAUAACUUCCAAGACUGUGGCCCACAGUCUUCCCUGUUAAGCCUGUUCCACUCCAUGUUCCCCAAUCCCAGGAAAGGUGCCCCCAUCCAGAGACUUGUGCAAGUUAGGAGCAGUUAUCUUUGACUACUCCCCAGGCCCACUGCCCUGUGGUAUGUUACCAAGGCCUGACCAGGUGACUUGUAAGCAUCGAUCCCCACGUCCACUACUAUGGUCCAACACAACAUCACCCUUUUACAUAUACUUUUGCAUUAGCCUCCUGUAUCCCUUACAGCUGCUCCUCAAACUUAAAUGUGUGUUUGAAUAACUUGGCAGGGAGGCUUCAAAAAUCUUCAUGACCAAAUCCAGUCUAGACCAAUCAUAUCAGAACCCCUGGAUGUGGAGUUUAAACAUCAGCAUUUUUAAAGUAAUUCCAGUAUGCAGCCAAGGUUAAGAACCACUGUAAUAGAAGCUUUGAGCUGCAAAUAACAUGGUUGGGGCUCAAGCUAUUUAAAUAAGCACUUCUUAAACUUAAGUGUGCAUCAAAAUCACUUUGCGGGCUUGUUAAAAUACAAAUUCCUGGGCGCCUACUUCCAGAGUUUGUGAGUCAGCAGUUCUGAGAUGGAGUCUAAGAAUUUGCAUUCCUAAUGAUGCUGGUCCAGGGUCCACACUGAGAAUGUUGGUCUAGACUGGAUUUGGUCAUGAAGAUUUUUUAAAGCCCCCCCUCCCAAGUUAUUCAAACACACAUUCAAGUUUGAGGAGCAGCUGUUAAGGGAUACACCACUUCAGCAGUGAGGAAAUUUCACCUACCAUAGAGGCCAGAGGCAGGGAGGGCUCUGAUCAAUGCAAGGUGGAUCUUCAAUUGCAAAUUGAGGUUGUCUUCCCAUUGUUUCUUUGGCUCCUGCUUCCCUCUCAUGAGGCCAGGUUUCUGAGCAGAUGUUCCAGCUGUUUUAUGCCUGGGCUCUACUACCCCUCCAGCCUCAUUUCUCUAUAUACCUUUCUUUCACAUUCCAAAGAGUCCUGAACCUCUAGUGGUCCUUUGGAUGCAUCAUUCUGCUUUACCAUUGCAAGCCAUAAUCAGCCCAUGAGGGAGGCAGGCCUCAGCUUUUCCAUCCUCCUCCCACUGCAUCUUUUCCUCAGGAUCAUUUGCAACACUCCCCCAGACAGGCUGGCAAUGUCACUCUCUUCUAAGUAGAAAUAAGUUACUUCUACCUGCACACCUUUGCCCAUGCCUUGUUUCCCACCCAGAAUUCCUUCCUACCCUCCACGUCACCUAAAUAUCUACCCCUGAAGGUACAGACAAGCCUCACCGUCCCUCAGAAUCCACUGGGGAAUGUCCCUUCUUGGCCUGCCCAGCUUUCCCGGUCCUGCCUUGUGUCAUUUGUUGGCCUUGGCUUCCAACUGGGCUCUACAACACUUGAGGGUAAGAACUAGGCUGUACCCCAGUGGAGAGGCGAGGUGGGAAGUGUGUGGAUCUUGGAAUAUAGCAGACCCCAGGUUGAGUCUGGGUUCGGUCCCUUGUUUCCUUGAUCACCUUGGGUUAGGUACUUAAUUUGAGCCUAGCUUUUUUCAUCUGCUUCAAGUUAUUUUAUAGCAUCUCCUGUCUUAAAGGCCACUCUAAAGAUCAGCUGAACUCAUGAUGUGAGAGAACCUUGUAGCUUCAACUGAGCAGCCCACAGCUGAGCCCUACUCUUGCUUCUCCUUGUCCCCACAUCAGUAGAUUGGAAUUACAGACCUGCAUGAGUCCCCAGGCAUGCUUUACAUGUAUGAAUAGUGUCACUUAAUGAGCACUUCCUAGAGCAUCAUCAGUCUGCUAAUCUGUAGGACAAGAAUGUGAGAAGAUUAAAUGCAGAGCUCCUGGAGCAUUAAAUGCCACAUGCAAAAUGUUUUAUGAAUGAAAUUCUUUAAAAUAUAGCUUUGUCUCUAGGUCACGUGAAGUGGUUCAUGGCUGGACCUGCAUUUCUAAUAGCAAAUUAAGGAGGAAAAGCCCCAGAAUAUUCUAGACACCCCUUCCCAAUCCUCCCCACCCUAUUGUCCACAGCUGAGUCCAUGCCAAUCUCCACCUCCCCAGUACAAAAAAGGUAAUGAGGUCCCUCCAUUUGUUCUCUGAUUGGAUCUGUGUCCUCAUCCGACGUUGCAGGUGUGUCUGUCUUCUAGCCUCUGGAGCAGCCUCUCCAAAGGCUAAAGGGCCUGCCCUGUUGGGAGAUGCGCCCUGACCCUGGUAUUUUGUCUCCUUCUGGGUUGCGGGGCUGGGCGACCCACAGAUCACACCUGUUCUGGAAACAUUCCUUCCCCAGUCAAGUGGGUCUAAUCCAGAUUCUAUCAGUUAGACUUUCAGAAUAUAUUUUUUGGUGAAAUCUGAAUAAACUCUCUAGAUUGUACUCAU
This is a messenger RNA of Manis javanica (Malayan pangolin), 7258 nucleotides long. It is a transcript of the gene MLXIPL, whose product is annotated as MLX interacting protein like. Gene Ontology annotation, biological process: regulation of transcription by RNA polymerase II. NCBI's taxonomy places the organism in Eukaryota, Metazoa, Chordata, Mammalia, Pholidota, Manidae. Gene Ontology annotation, molecular function: RNA polymerase II cis-regulatory region sequence-specific DNA binding; DNA-binding transcription factor activity, RNA polymerase II-specific; protein dimerization activity. The record is from RefSeq and is a predicted model, not a curated record. Gene Ontology annotation, cellular component: nucleus.